AUGGCCUUGAUCAAGAAAGACGGGCCGCAGCUAUCCUCGGAGGAGAAGGCCCACCUGACGGCCAGGGUUGGGCAGGUGUAUUUCUUUGAAGGUCAUGACGUGCCAAUCAUGGAAGCGCUGGCUGGCCUCGACGACGUUGCAAACGGGCGCAGCAGCAAACGCAAAAUGGGCCAAGACUACCGUCCUUUCCUUGCACACAUUUCCAGGGCUGGCUGGAGCAGGCUUCUGGGAGAUGAAGUGCCUGCACACGCGGCGCUCAACAUUCUCGUUCAACGCAUCAUUCGCCUAGGCGGGACCAACCCGUGCGAAUACAGCAUGAAAUUUGUGACUUCGACGUGGAUGUUCAUUACAGAUAAGAACGUGGACCAGCUGAAUUACUGGGCCAAGAAGAAGAACCUGGAGCAUGUGAAACGAGAAUUUCGACGACAAGCGGAUAAGGCGCCAGCGCCACCCGUCUUCAUUCAAGAUCUUCCAGGAUCUCCAGCCGAGUUGCUGACCAAGUUCCCGCAGAUAUACCACCUGGCUUUCACAGCUGAGGACGUGCCAUCAGCGUGCCCGCUGGACUUGAGGAAGCUCCGAGAGCUCGACGACUCCUACACAUGCACCGAGCACUUGCAGCGGGCAGCGGCUUUCAAGAAGUGCAUGGGGCAGCGGCAGGCGAUUCAGCAGCCGAGGCGCCAGCGGCAGCAGCACGCCCUCCACCUGUCGAAGUACUGGCUUUGCUGCCGCCCCGCGCUGCAGAGCAAGCAGAUGGCCAAGCAGGGCAGUCUCAACCGGCUGCCGCACCAGCAGGCGUGCAACAACUAUGUGACGGCAUCUCUUUGUGCGAACGUGCAGCACGCGAUGGAUGUGAUGCAGCGGAAGCGGGAUGACGCGAAGCAGAGGGCGGCGAUGAAGAGACCUGCCGCUGCAAAGCCUCCAAUCGCCAGUGGAGGCGAUGCCGACGAGGCCUACGUCGAGGCGACGCAGACGCUCGCCAAAAUAUCAGUCGAAGAUUUCGUCGGGUGGAGCUCGAGCGACAAAGACCGCACCAAAAAUGCUUUCGCCUCGGCGGCGUACGGCAAGGCUAAGACUCGGGCUCUUGGUGCCAAAUGGCCCAAGGAGAAAGCGCUAGACCUGGCGCGCCAGGCCUACAGGCGCGCCGCGGCAGUCUACGACGCCAACUGCGCAGCCUGA
Molecule: messenger RNA, 1176 nt
Organism: Prorocentrum cordatum
Lineage: Eukaryota; Dinophyceae; Prorocentrales; Prorocentraceae
Source: the annotation of a GenBank genome assembly